UAAAAAAUAAUUAAAUAAAAAAUCUUUAAAAUAAAAAAGAAAUAAAGAAGAAGAAAACAAAAUCAACAACAAAAAACAAAAGACAUGCAAGGAGGCGUUCCUAUUAGAGUUUAGACAGUUGCUUCCCUAACCCAAUUAGGAGUUGGUUCUGAAUAUCUUAAGUUCAAUUAAACAAGCUUUUAGUCAGAUAGAACUAUUUGCAUUAAUGACAAGAAUGCACAAGGAUAAAACCAAUUGACAUAGAUUUAGGUUGACAACAACUUCAGCGUUAAUAGAAAACCCAAUAAAGCUGAGUACAGUUUAAACCAUCCUACAAAGAAUAUCCUUAGUAUGAGAGCUCCUAGUCCCAACGGAGUAGGCUGUUAUGUUUAAAUCUAUAACUUAGACAACAGAGAAAAGCUAAAACAUAUUGAUUUAAAUGAAAACAUUGUCUAUAUGACUUGGGUUAACAAUAACAUAUUAGCAAUGGUUACUCCCACCAAGGUUUAUCAUAGUGAUCUUACUUCCCAAGCUCCUUCAACAGUUGCUUUUGAAAGAGCUGGUAAUUUAGCUAACCCCAACUGUUAGAUUAUUGGUUAUAAAGUUAACACCUAAGGUAAUUGGGCUGCCUUAUACGGUAUCUCUUCUCCUGAUUAGAGACAAAUUAAUGGUGAUAUUCAAUUAUAUAAGCUUGAUGAAAACAGUUAAUAACCUUUAACUGGUCACUGCUGUUGCUUCGGAUAGGCUAAAAUUCAUAAUGAUACUCACCUUUCAGAUAUUUUUGCUUAUUAUGAUAGAAAACCUGGUGACACUGUUGCUAAAAUUCUUUUAAGAGAAUUAUCAGCUCCUCCUGAGGGUUUCUAAAAAUAUAAGGGAGCUGCUGAAUAUCCUUUCAAUGCCUAAUUCCCAGCUGAUUUCCCUAUUUAUAUGUAAGUUUGCACUAAAUAUGGUUAACUUUUCUGCUUGAGCAAGAGCGGUUUCCUCUUUGUUUAUGAAUUGACUACCAGCGCCCUUAUCUAUCAAUAAAAGGUUACUGAUUCUUCUAUCUUUGUUGCCACUCAAGACUCUAAAGAAGAUGGUAUCUAUGCUAUUGCUAAAAACGGUAAUGUAAUUCUUAUAUAAAUUGACCCUUCUUAACUAGUUCCUCACCUCUAAAGAUAAUAAAAUAUUCCUAAUGUCGUCUAAGUUGCCUUCAAGCUUGCUUCUAGAUAUAGACUCCCUGGAGCUGAUGGUAUGUUCAUGGAUUAAUUCAAUAGAUUUAUGAUGGCAGGUGAUUACGCUAACGCUGCUUAAAUUGCUGCUGGCGCUCCUGGUGAAUUAAUUAGAAAUGCUUAAACUAUUGCUAAAUUUAAAUAACUUUAAGGCACUCCCUCCCCUCUUCUUGUUUAUUUCUAAACUUUAAUCUAAAAGGGUACCUUAAACUAAUUAGAAUCUUACGAACUUGCUCAAUUCCUCUUGAGCUAGAACAAAAUGACUGCAGUUGAAAAGUUAAUGAAUGAAAAUAAGCUUGAAUACUCUGAAGGUUUGGGUGAUUUGAUUGCCACCUAAAAUCCUAACUCAGCUCUUGAAGUUUACAAGAAAUCUGGUUCUCACUUAAAGGUUAUUUCUACCUUAGGAGGUUUGGGUCGUAUUGAUGAGGCUGAUAAGUACGCUCGCUUAAAUAACUUAAGCUAAAUUAACUACACUGAAGUUAUUAGAUCCACUGUCCUCACCAACCCCUAAUAAGCAGUUACCCUUGCCAAGACUUAAGUUGCCACUAAUCCCAGCACUAAUGUUCAUCAAAUUGCUGAAAUCUUUGGUUAAGCUGGUAAGUUCAAGGAAAUGAGUGCAUUCCUUGUUGACUGUAUGAAGUAAAACAGACCUGAAGAUGGUCCUUGGUAAACUAAGGUCCUUGAAUGGAAUAUCAUAAAUGAACCUAACAUUGUUGACCCCAUUUUCGAUUUAACCAAAUGGAAUCAAUACAACAGAUUACGUAUUGCUUAACUAUGUGAAUAAAAGCAACUCUACUAGAGAGCCCUUGAAAAUUACUCUGACAUCAAGGACAUCAGACGUGUCUGCCUUAACACUCAUAUGAUUCAACCUGCUUGGCUCGUUAAUUAUUUCAGUAAUGUCCAAACUGAUUGGGCUCUUGCUUGCAUGUAAGAUUUAUUGAAACAUAACAGAUAAAAUCUCCCAUUAGUUGUUGAAGCUUGUGCCAAGAACUAUUAAAAAUUCACUGUUUAAAGCUGUAUCAAGUGCUUCGAAUCUGUUGGUUCAUUCGAUGGUGUCUAUACCUUCUUAAGUUAAAUUAUUAACUCUACUGAAGACAAGGAUAUCCAUUUCAAGUAUAUUGAAGCCGCCACCAAGUGCAACUAAUUGAGAAUUGUUGAAUAAGUUAUUUAGGAAAAGGCUAACUGUUAUGAUCCCGUUAAGGUUAAGGAUUUCUUAAAAGGCUUACGUUUACAAGAUCCUAAGCCUCUUAUCUUCCUUUGUGAUAUUCAUAAAUAUAUUGAUGAAUUAACUGCUUAUCUUUACCAAAACAAUUUCUUGAACUACAUUCAAAUUUACUUGUUCUAAGUCAAUCCUCAAGCUGCCCCCAUUGUCUUGGGAACUUUGAUUGAUCAAGAAUGUGAAGAAAGAUAAAUUCAAAUCAUUUUACAACAAAUUGCUGGUAAAUUGAUUCCUUAAUGCUACGAACCCUUAAUUGAAGAAUUCGAAAAGAGAAACAAACUCAGAGUUCUUGAAAGCUGGCUUGAAGGAAGAUGCAACGAAGGAAACUAAAUUCCUGCUAUCCAUAACGCUUUAGCUAAAAUUAAGAUUGAUACCAACUAGGACCCUGAAACUUUCUUACAAAACAACCAAUUCUAUGAUGCUAAGGUUGUUGGUAAGUUCUGUGAAGAAAGAGAUCCUCACUUAGCUGUUAUUGCUUACAAGAGAUCUUGGGGUCAAUGCGAUGAAGAAUUAAUUAUGGUCACUAACAAGAACGCUCUCUUCAGACUUUAAGCUAGAUAUUUGGUUGAAAGACAAUCCAAGGAAUUGUGGGCUAGCGUUUUAACUCCUGACAAUCCUUACAGAAAGUAAGUCAUUGAAUAGGUUGUUUAAAGUGCUCUUCCCGAAAGCAAGGAUGUUGACUAAGUUUCUACUGCUGUCAAGGCCUUCAUGGAUGCUGAACUUCCUGAACAUUUAAUUACCUUAUUGGAAAAGAUUGUCCUUCACAACCACGAAUUCGGUCAAUACAAGAAGCUCCAAAACUUAUUGAUCAUCACUGCUAUUAAGAGUGACAAGACCAAGGUUAUGGAUUACAUUAACCGUCUUGAUAACUAUGAUGGACCCGAAAUUGCUAAGAUUGCUUUGGGAGAUCCUUACUAACUCUAUGAAGAAGCUUAUAUUAUUUAUGUUAAGUUCAAUCAACCUGUCUCUGCCAUUGAAGUCCUUAUUAACAAUAUUGAUGACAUCCCUAGAGCUGCUGAAUAUGCUCAAAAGGUUAACAACCCUGAAGUAUGGAGCAAAAUUGCUAAUGCCUAUCUUGACCGUUCCCAAAUCACUGAAGCUAUUGAUUCCUACAUUAAGGCUAAGGACCACACUAUGUACCUCCAAGUCAUCAGUGCUGCCGAAAUCGAUGGUAAGUUCGAUCAACUCAUUAAGUAUCUCUUGAUGGCCCGUGAAAACAUUAAGGAUGCUUAAAUCGAUAACGCUCUCGUCUUUGCCUACGCUAAGACUGAAAAGAUUACUGAUCUUGAAAACUUCAUUUCUAAUUCCAAUUCUGUAGAUUACCAACGUGUUGGUGAUCGUUGUUACGAUGAAAAGCACUAUGAAGCUGCAAAAUUGCUCUUCACUGCUACUAAGAAUAAUGCCAAGAUUGCAUCCUGUCUCGUUAGAUUAAAACAAUUCUAACAAGCUAUUGAUGCUGCUAAGAAAGCUAAUACCCCCAAGACCUGGAAGGAAUUAACUAUGGCCUGUGUUGAAGCUGCUGAAUUUAAACUUGCUGCUGUUGCAGGUCUCAACAUUAUCAUUCAUCCUGACCAUCUUGAAGAAUUAGCUUAAUACUAUGAAGAAUUUGGCUACUCAAAUGAAAUGAUCUCUUUACUUGAAACUGGUAUGGGUCUUGAUCGUGCCCACGUCGGUAUCUUCACCGAAUUAGGUGUCCUUCUUGCCAAGUACAGACCUGAAAGACUUAUGGAACACUGCAAGCAAUACUACUCUAAAAUGAACAUCUCCAAAUUACUUAGAGUUUGCGAAAGAUACUAACACUGGUCUGAAGCUGUCUUCUUGCACUCUAACUAUGAUUAAUAUGAUAACGCUAUCAACAUUAUGAUUGAACACUCACCUGUUGCUUUUAAUCAUGAUCAAUUCGUUAAUCUUUUAAUUAAGGCUUCAAAUUACGAUUUAUACUAUAAAGCUAUUCUCUUCUAUUUAGACGAACAACCUGAAUAAGUCAACGAACUUCUUAGAUCUCUCACCACUAAGAUUGACUUGAGCAAAUGUGUCUCUGUCAUGAGAAAGACUGGUUAUAUUGCUUUGAUUACCCCCUUCUUAAAAUCCGUAUAAAAUGCUAAUAACAAGGAAGUUAAUGAAAUCUUGAAUGAAAUCUACUUAGAAAGCUUCGAUUACGAAAAUCUCCGUCAAUCCAUUACAACAUAUGAAAACUUCGAUCAACUCACUUUGGCUUAAAAUUGUGAACGUCACACUUUAUUAGAAUUCAGAAGAAUUUCUGCUUAUCUUUACAGACGUAUUCAAAAGUACGAAUUCUCUAUUGCUCUCUCUAAGCAAGAUAACAUUUACAGAGAUGCCAUCGAAACUGCUUAAGAAUCUGGUAAGGUUGAAUUAGUAGAAGAUCUCCUUAAAUUCUUUGUCUAAAAGGGUGAAAAGGAAUUCAUUACUGUUACUUUAUAUACUUGCUAUGAAUUAAUCAGACCUGAUUUGGCUAUGGAAUAUGCUUGGAGAUUUAACUUAUUUGAAUUUAUUAUGCCUUACUUCAUCUAAAUUACUAAAGAACUUACUUCUAGAGUUGAUACAGUAUAAAAGAAGCACGAAAAACGUGAAAAAGAAGAAGAAAAGAAAGCUAAUUAAUAAUUAAACUAAGGUAUGUUCAUGCCUACACAUGAUAUUUUACCAACUGCACUUAUGAUUGGACCUCCUCCCGGUUCUAUGCCUGGUAUGAAUAUGCCUCCUAUGGGUGGUAUGCCCCCUAUGGGUGGUAUGCCUCCAAUGGGCGGAAUACCUCCAAUGGGUGGAAUGCCUCCAAUGGGUGGUAUGCCUCCUAUGGGUGGUAUGGGUGGUUUCGGUACAAACCCCUUCGGUCCUUAAUGA
This is a messenger RNA of Tetrahymena thermophila SB210, 5268 nucleotides long. RefSeq names its product clathrin heavy chain. Gene Ontology annotation, molecular function: clathrin light chain binding; structural molecule activity. Gene Ontology annotation, cellular component: clathrin coat of coated pit; clathrin coat of trans-Golgi network vesicle; clathrin complex. Gene Ontology annotation, biological process: intracellular protein transport; receptor-mediated endocytosis. The record is from RefSeq and is a predicted model, not a curated record. NCBI's taxonomy places the organism in Eukaryota, Ciliophora, Oligohymenophorea, Hymenostomatida, Tetrahymenidae. The transcript has 11 exons.